CUCUGAGCCCAGUGAAAGCAGCCAAGAGAGGAGGCGGGGCUCUGGCGAGUUUCCCCUUCCACCUUCCCCCACCCUUCUCUUCCAACCUCUGUAAGGCCCCUAGCUUGAUUCCAGCCUUUGCUGCAGCUGCUCUCCAGCCGUUUGCAGGACUCAAACAACUACAGCCGCUGUUCCCAACCAAGAUGGUGAUCCGUGUGUAUAUUGCAUCUUCCUCUGGCUCCACGGCGAUUAAGAAGAAACAGCAAGAUGUACUUGGUUUCUUAGAAGCUAACAAAAUAGGAUUUGAAGAAAAAGAUAUUGCAGCCAAUGAAGAGAAUCGGAAGUGGAUGAGAGAAAAUGUCCCUGAAAACAGUCGACCAGCCACAGGGUACCCCCUGCCACCUCAGAUUUUCAAUGAAAGCCAGUACCGUGGGGACUAUGAUGCCUUCUUUGAAGCCAGAGAAAAUAAUGCAGUGUAUGCCUUUUUAGGCUUGACAGCCCCACCUGGUUCAAAGGAAGCAGAAGCUCAGGCAAAGCAGCAAGCAUGAACCUUAAACAUUCUGCCUUAAGCAUCCUGACAAAGGAGUCUCCACUGCUUUUUAUAAAAUAGCAAAAUUAUCUUGGCUUCAAAAGAAAUAGGCUUAAUGUUGAAAUAAUAGAUAGUUGUUGUUUUCACAUGCAAACAAUCAAAAUGAAUACAUAAUUAAAAUGUGAACAUUAUGAUGAGGAGAAUGGGAGAUGAACUUAAAAUUUUAAGUAGGUGGAAUGGAAUCGUAUUGUUGUCUGCUAAGGCAUUUUAUUUACUUCAGUGAUUUUAAAAAGCAAACACCUGUUCCCUUUUUUGAUAUUAUUAUUGCAGCUUAAGUAUAUCUGUAGCUCUACUUUGAGUAACUUUAAAAGAUGAGCGAGAAAGAAUCUGUCUCUUGUUCCCAAAUUGCCUCAAUUUUAGUGAACAAAAAUAUGUACCUUUUUGAUGUGAAAUUAUUACGAUUAAAAGUAGUUGCAGAUAAUGUUUAUAUGUCAGACAUUGUAAUUUCUGAUGGUAAUUAUAACAUUUAUAUUCUUUUGUAGUUAAAACUUCUAUAUACUGAACCACAGGUUUUCUAGGCUUCUAAAUGUAGCCUUUCACUGCAUGUUUCAGUGAUCAGAACAGAUGACCUCCCAUGUAUUCCAUUGACAAAUUUCUUGCUUAACUACACAGCUAUGAUGCAAUCAUGUUACUAAGUUGCUUGCCCCAGUGAAAUAUGCAUAUAUAUUCUAUGGAAGUGGGAUGGCAAAUAAGUUAAAAAUGGCAUCCUUUUGCAAAGAGCUCAGACUUUUAAUUAAAUAUUUUAAAAUAGGUUGGAACUCAUUUUUCCCCUUUUAAAACAACUUGUGAUCAUGAAUGCCACUAUCUCUCAGAUAUUUGACAUUUUUGUUUCAGCUUAGGCAUAUAUUGUAUGAGUACAUUAAUCUAAGCAGAGAAAAUCUUUUCUAUGUCUCUAUUCCAGUGAAUAGCAAAAGUAUCAGAUAAAAGGAUCAAUUUAAAAAAUAUUAAUUUUGAAAACUUCUAAGAAGACAAGAAACAUUAUGGCCUAAAUCACCCAGAAGACACAUAUAUUGUACUUUAGUUCCACAUUACUAUUGUACUUUAGUUUCACAUUACUAAAAGCAAACACCUUUUACUUUAAAUUACUUUAUCAUAUCAUUUGAUGUAUGCAGGUCUGUGCUCUUUGCCAAAAUCAACAUACAAUGAAGACAUGGCUUUGUUUACUGAGAUUCAAACAUGAUGCAAUGCUUUAAAAUAAACUCAGUACUGUCAGAAACAUAA
Molecule: messenger RNA, 1789 nt
Organism: Physeter macrocephalus (sperm whale)
Lineage: Eukaryota; Metazoa; Chordata; Mammalia; Artiodactyla; Physeteridae
Gene: SH3BGRL
Product: SH3 domain binding glutamate rich protein like
Exons: 4
Coding region: 183-527 (114 amino acids)
Cellular component (GO): cytoplasm
Source: RefSeq, a predicted model, not a curated record